AGGAAUAGGUGCCUGUUGGAGCGACACGGAGAGAAAGGGUGAGGGAGAGAAAGAGAGAAGCUUCGACACGCGGCUCUCCCAAUCUAAAACCGCAUCUCCUUCCUCUCUCCUUUGCUCCACACAUGUCCCUGUAUGUUCCUCUGUCCCGCAGAGUUUUAGCAACCCACCUCUCCUCGCAAACGCAUCACUCCAUUCCUCGAAAACUUUCCCCCUAGUCGGACUGGAUCCCGGGGACAGGUGGACAAAUGAUGGCGAGCGGAGCGGCGCUGCAGCUUCAGCGCACCCAGGCGCGAGUCGGGCUACUGCUCUGGCCGCUCUUGGUGACCUGCUGCCGGGUCGCUUUGGCCCAGGAGCUGCCGAUCAACGGUGUGAACGGGUACAGCCUGCACCCGCCCUACUUCAAUCUGGCCGAGGGCACGAAGAUCACCGCAACGGCGACCUGCGGAGUGGACGACACCGGCAGGACGGUGCAAGACCUGUACUGUAAACUGGUCGGAGGCCCGGUGUCCGGAGACCCGAGCCAGACCAUCCAGGGUCAGUAUUGUGACAUCUGCAGUCAGGGAGACAGCGAUCGUGCUCAUCCCAUCACUAACGCCAUCGAUGGAACAGAGCGAUGGUGGCAGAGUCCGCCUCUGUCCCGCAGCACAGAGUACAAUGAGUUGAACGUCACCCUGGACCUUGGACAGCUCUUUCAUGUUGCCUACGUGCUGAUAAAGUUUGCGAACUCCCCCCGUCCGGACCUCUGGGUUCUGGAGAGAUCUACCGACUUUGGUCAGACCUACCUACCCUGGCAGUUCUUCGCCUCCUCUAAGAGAGACUGUAUUGAGCGGUUUGGUCAGAGAACCAUCGAAAGAAUCAACACUGAUGAUGACGUCAUCUGCACCACGGAAUACUCCCGGAUAGUUCCGCUGGAAAAUGGCGAGAUUGUAGUGUCUUUGGUGAACGGUCGUCCUGGUGCUAUGAACUUCUCCUACUCACCAGUGCUGAGGGACUUUACCAAGGCCACCAACAUCAGGCUCCGCUUCCUGAGAACCAACACGCUGCUGGGACACCUGAUGGGAAAGGCUCUCCGUGACCCCACAGUCACCCGCAGGUAUUACUACAGUAUCAAAGACAUCAGCAUCGGAGGACGCUGUGUGUGUAAUGGACACGCUGAGGCUUGCAACGCCCAAGACCCCAACGAUCCCUACAAGUUACAGUGUGACUGUCAGCACAACACCUGCGGUGUCUCCUGUGAUCAGUGUUGCCCAGGGUACAACCAAUUGCCGUGGAAACCGGCCACAACCUACAGCGCCAACGAGUGUGAACCGUGUAAUUGUCACCGCCACUCGUUUGACUGUUACUACGACCCCGAAGUCGAUCAGCGGAGAGACAGCGUUGACACCCAUGGACACCACAGAGGGGGAGGAGUCUGUCUCAAAUGUCAGCAUCACACCACCGGAGUCAACUGUGAGCGCUGCAUCCCCACUUACUACAGGUCACCAGACCAACCUAUCGAAUCUCCACUGGCCUGUUCACCCUGCGACUGUCAGUCAGAGUUUACAGAUGGCACAUGUGAGGAUCUGACCGGUCGCUGCUUCUGCAAACCAAACUACAGCGGGGAGAACUGUGACUCCUGUGCCAGCGGCUUCAUCAACUUCCCUGACUGUUACCCUGCUCCUACCUAUCCCACUAACAACAACAACGGCGAAGCAAAACCAGCAGGGGAGAUCAUCAACUGUGAAUGCAGUGCAGCAGGAACUGUGGAUAACUCCUGCAGGCCGGACCCUCGGACUCGAACAUGUGUCUGUAAACCAGGUUUCACUGGUGACCACUGUGACACCUGCGCUCCAGGAUUCUAUGGACUCAACUGCCAGACCUGUCAGUGUUCAAGUCCCGGCUGUCUGGACGGGUCAUGUGACUUUGUGACUGGUCACGGUGUGUGUCGGAGCGGUUUCCAGGGUUACGAGUGUGACCAGUGUGCAGCGGGCUACUUCAACUACCCACUCUGCCAACUGUGUGGUUGCAGUUCAGUCGGCUCUCUCCCUGAAGUCUGUGAUGCAUCGGGUCAUUGUCUGUGUAAACCAGAGUUUCAGGGACCUCGGUGUGAACAAUGUAGAUCUGGAUUCCACUCCUACCCCAACUGUCAAGAGUGCACCUGCGACCCUCGCACCUCACUGGACACCAGCUGCACCACUUCAGGUCACUGCCACUGUCGGCCUAAUUACAGCGGAGCAACAUGUGAACAGUGUGCGCCGGGUUACUAUGGAUACCCGACCUGCACUCCCUGCCAGUGUUCUGCUGAAGGCUCUCGCUACACCAGCUGUGACCAGGUGACGGGACAGUGUGUGUGUCUGCCCAAUGUGCUGGGACUGAGGUGUGACAGCUGUGCACAUGGAGCUUAUGGCUUCCCCAACUGCCAAAUUGGCACCUGUCAUCCUGCUGGUUCUGUCCAAUAUGUGGUACCACCACCAGUCGGUCAGUGCGAGUGUCGUCAACACGUGGAGGGACCAGCCUGCGACAAAUGUAAACCUCUGUACUGGAACCUGUCUCCUGAUAUUCCUGACGGAUGCACCAACUGUGAAUGCCACAUCGCAGGGACACUGAGCGGUGUCGCAGAGUGUGCACAGGAAACGGGUCAGUGUCACUGUAAACCCAACGCCUGCAGUGGAACCUGCUCGACCUGCAAAGAUGGCUACUACAACCUGCAGGAGCACAGUUACUUUGGCUGUCAGGGUUGCCAGUGUGACAUUGGGGGUUCUGUGGGUCAGUCGUGCGUGGAGAGGAGCGGCCGCUGUACCUGCAGACCCAACGUGGAGGGAGGGAGGUGCAACCUACCUCGUCCCGAUCACUUCUUCCCAGACCUCCAUCAUCUGAAGUUUGAGAUUGAGGAGGGGACCAUGCUGGAUGGCAGACCGGUACGAUUUGGCUACAAUCCUCUGGAGUUCAAAGGCUUCAGCUGGAGAGGUUACGCUCAGAUGUCCCCAAUCCAGUCCAAAGUAUUGGUGUCGGUGUCGGUCAGCUCUCCCGACCUUUUCCAUGUGGUGCUGCGUUACGCCAACUGGGGGGGUUUGGCUGUUCGAGGCAGGGUGUGGAUCAUAGAGGAUGGCUGGGACUUCCGCUGUGGUAAAUGUUCAGAACAGUCCAAACAGAUCGUCUUUGCUCCGAGUGUAGAGCCAACCUUUGUCAACGUUCCCCAAAAUAACUUUGUGGAACCGUUUGUGCUGAACCCAGGAACCUGGACUGUGGUUAUUGAAGCUGAGGGAAUCCUCCUGGAUUAUUUAGUCCUGCUGCCCAGUGCCUACUAUGAAGCUCCCAUCCUCCAGAUCCAUGUGACAGAACCCUGCACGUACAGCUCUGUACCUGACGCCAACCAGAACUGUCUGCUGUACAGAUAUCUCUCUCUGGACUCCUUCCCCUCCAUCUCUGGCAACGACGCCAGCUGCCGCAGUGACAACCACCUGCCACGUCCCUGCCCAACUGAGAGGGUGACCCCACGCCACCCUGACAUGGCUGUCUGCAGCGGCUACGAUAUCAGCGUCGAGCUGCAGACGCGCCUGCCGGUUCCCGGUGAUUACGCUCUGGUGGUGGAAUAUUCUAGCGAGGAAGAACUGCCACAGACUUUGUCUCUUGCCGUUAACAUGCCGGGAUCACGGACACACCACCACAGUGUCACCCUGCUGCACUGCAAAUACAGCUUCCUGUGUCGAGUCGUGGCCAUUGAUGCACAGAACAGGGUGGCCAUCUUCUCUCUGCCCGCCAACGUUGAAGUUCAACUUAUUUCUGACCGUGCCAGCUUCUUCCUGCACAAAGUUUACUUGGUUCCUAAAGACCAGUUUACUAUGGAGUACAUUGAGCCCAACAUCUACUGCAUCAACACUCAUGGGCAGUUCUCUCCUGACAGUUCCUCUUGCUCUCCAUCACGCUUCCGCACCCCAUCAGACUCCCUGGUCCUGAAGGAUGGACAGAGCUCCUCCACACAGGAGCCCAUCCUGGCCUCCCCGGCAGCAGCUCCUCUUCUGCCCUCCAACCAGAAAGAUGAGCCAAUCUGGACCGGAGGAAACCGACCUCCUUUUGGAGCGGACAGCAGCGAUCACAUCCGUCUGGACUCGGUGCAGAAUGCAGCAGUAUUCUCAACUCGUGUCCAUGCUCUGGGGCGUUACGUCUUCAUCCUCCACUACCAUCAGCCUCUCCACCCAUCCUAUCCUGUGCAGGUCUACAUUAACGGAGGACGAAUAUGGCAAGGCCAUGCCAACGCCUCCUUCUGUCCCCACGCUUAUGGCUGUCGUAAUGUCCUGAUCUCUGAGAAUCAGAUCAUUCUGGAUGUGACAGACCACGAGAUCUUCAUCACAGUGCAAAUACCUUCUGGCAAAACUCUGUGGCUGGAUUAUGUUCUGGUCGUGCCUCAGGCGAGCUACAGCUCCAGCUACCUGAAUGAGGAGCCUCUGGACAAAUCUUACGAUUUUAUCAGCAACUGUGGCCAAAACAGUUUCUACAUCAAUCCCACCACCGCCUCAAAGUUCUGCCUCAGCUCUGCCGUCUCUCUGUCAGCCUUCUUCAAUAACGGGGCGAUGCCAUGCGCCUGUCACGAGGUCGGAGCGGAGAGCGACACCUGUGAGGCGUUCGGUGGUCAGUGCCACUGCAGACCCAAUGUGAUCGGCAGAGACUGCUCCAUGUGUGCCACAGGCUACUGGGGUUUCCCCAACUGCAGACCCUGUAACUGUGGUACGAGGUUAUGCGAACCUGUGACCGGUGAUUGCAUCUGCCCUCCACGCACUGUGCGCCCUGAGUGCACUCAGUGUGAGCCCCAGACUUUCGGCUGCCACCCACUGGUGGGUUGUGAGAUCUGCAACUGCUCUCGGCCUGGCGUCGUCUCCACUGAUUCCAGCUGCGACACCCUCAACGGCCAGUGCAGAUGCAAGAACAACAUUGUCGGCCGUCAGUGUGACCGCUGCGCCCCUGGUUUCUACGGUUACCCGAACUGCAGACUAUGUGACUGCAACGAGGCAGGAACAGAGGAGGAAGUGUGCGACUCCUUCACAGGACAGUGUCUCUGCAAGGAAAACGUCCAGGGUCCUCGCUGCGAUCAGUGUAGAAUUGGUACAUUCCACUUGGACCCAACCAAUCCAAAAGGCUGCACCAGCUGCUUCUGCUUCGGAGCCAUCGAUCGCUGUCGCAGCUCGGACAAAAGACGCACUGAGAUCAUGGACAUGGAGGACUGGGUGCUGAUCGGCGCUGACAGACAGGAAGUCCCAGUGGCGGUGUAUCCUGGUCAGGACCUUGUAGAAGCCGACCUCAGUGAUGUUCCUGACGUCUACCAGGAUCUUCACUGGUAUGCGCCGAAGACUUACCUGGGAGACAAGGUCUCAUCAUAUGGCGGUUACCUGAGGUAUCGUCUUCACACUCAAACCAUGAGAGGUGAUGUGUUGUCUCUGCCUGCAGAAGCCUCCAGGCCUGACAUCAUUCUCAAGGGAAACCAAAUGACCCUGGUGUUCAUGGAGAGAGAGUACUCCUCACCCGAAGAGCCUCACCUGGGAAUCAUUCACAUGGUCGAGGGAAGCUUCCGUCACGCUCAGACCGGUAACUCUGUGUCCCGCGAGGAGCUGAUGAUGGUUCUGGUCAGUCUGGAGUCCCUGCAGAUCCGAGCCAUCCACUCACAGUCGGCUCACUCCGUGUCGCUCCGCGGUGCCGUGCUCGAGGGCGCUGAGAGCCUGCUUGCCGGUCGCCAUGCCAACAAUGUGGAAAUCUGUAUGUGUCCUGCCAACUAUCAGGGAGACUCGUGUCAGAAAUGUGCUCCUGGUUACUACAGAGACACCAUUGGUCUGUUUCUGGGGAAGUGUGUUCCCUGUAACUGUAACGGACACUCUGACCUGUGUCUGGACGGGUCUGGAGUCUGUGUGAACUGUCAGCAUAAUACAGCAGGUGACCACUGUGAGAACUGUCAGGGUGGUUUCCUUGGCAAUAAUAGUGUUGACGGGCAGGCGGUGUCCUGUUCUAGUUGUCCAUGCCCACUGAGGGUCCCAUCCAACAAUUUUGCAGAAGGUUGUUUGCAGAAAAGUGACAGGAUGCAGUGUCUGUGUAUGCCAGGUUAUGCUGGACCAAACUGUGAAAGGUGCGCCCCUGGUUUCUAUGGAAACCCCAUGGUGCUCGGCAGUAGGUGCCAGACAUGCCACUGCCACGACAACACCGACCCCAACAUGCUUUUCACUGACUGUCACCCGCUGACCGGGGAGUGUCUGAGCUGCAUGCACAACACAGCCGGACCUCACUGUGAGAUCUGUGCUCCCGGUUACUACGGCGAUGCUGUCACUGCCAAAAACUGCACAAAAUGCAACUGUUCUCCAUGUGGCACUGACAAAUGUGACCCUCACACUGGACAGUGUCGCUGUAAACCAGGAGUCACUGGACUGCACUGUGACCGCUGUGAGGAUGGCUCAUUUGGCUUUGACUCCUGCUCUGGCUGUCAUCACUGUGACUGUGAAGCCUCGGCAGCCCUCGUGCAGCCGUGUGACCCUCAGAGUGGUCAGUGUUCCUGUCAGCCCGGAGUCAAUGGACCGAAAUGCAAACAAUGUGCCCCUGGAUUCUGGGACUAUGGACCCAAGGGAUGCAAGAAGUGUGAUUGUAGAGGAGGUCGCUGUGACCCACGGACAGGAGAGUGCCGUUGUCCUGACGGCAUGACCGGAAAACAGUGUGACACCUGCACUCAAAAAUAUAGUGUGGCUACAGAGGAUCACCAUAGCAUGCACUGUGAACCAUGUGACAGCUGUGUCAUCGUGCUGCUGGAGGAUCUGGACAAGAUGAACAGCAACUUCAGCUCCGUGGCCGGUCUGCUGAGCAGCCUCAACGCUAGUGCCAUGGCCUGGGCUCAGCUGGACACUCUCAACAAGUCUGUGGAGGACACGGCUCGUGCUAUCGAGAACUACAACAGUACCCUGGAUGAGAGCAGGAGUCAGGCCGACACGCUGGAUGCCGAGAUCGUGAAUAUCAAUGAUGACAUUGAUGUACUGCAAGACAAGGCAGCAGCGAUGGCUGACAGGGUUGAAGGCCUGAAGAACAGCACCACCAACACGCAGCAGAGGGCGGAGGAUCUUAUGCAGUCUGUCACAAACCUGACGAUGGAUAUCAACGAUAUCCUGCUGAAGGUGAACAGAUCAUCACUGAACAAUACGGAGGUGGAGCAGGAUUUUGGUGAAAGGGAGAGGAUGAUGGUGGAGGUGCAGUCCAUGCUGAGGGAGAUGAGCUACAGGAGCUUGGUGGGACAGAAGAAACUGGCGGACAAAGAGAAGACUGAGGCAGAAAAAUUGUUGGAUCGCAUAAACAAGCAGUUGGCCAGUCGUCAGGGAGAGAAUAACGAGAUAGCCAAGGCCAUCAAAGACCGUCUGAGCCGAUUCCACUCGGAAAUGAUGGACCUGCGAGAUGCCUUGAACGAAGCUGUGAACAACACGGCCCAAGCAGCGGAAAUCAACAAUGUCAAUGAGAAAACACUGGAGGACAACAAGAGGAGGAUAACUGACCUGCUGUCUGAGCAGAAGGAGGUGUACGACCAGUUAAACAUGGCCGAGGAUGAUGUAGCCCAGGUCAACGAUCUGCUGUCCAUGCUGCACGAUUCCAAAGAGGAGUAUGAGCGUCUGUCAGCUCAGCUGGACGGUGCCAGGACACCGCUAGCGAAGAAGGUGCAGGAAUUAGCUUGGACUGAAUCCAAGAUCCCGCUAGUGGAGCAGGCCGAGAAACACGCGGCGCUGCUCAACGCUCUCGCCAUGAACUUAUCCAGUUUGGUGGAGGAAACUAAGAAAGAAGGAAUUGUAGAUGUGACGCAAGCCUAUAACAAGAUUGUCAACAGUAUCAAGGAGGCAGAGGAGGCUGCCAAGAUGGCUGACCACGCUGCUAACGCCACAAUGGAGAAUAUAAAAGACCUGGACCUCAGUCAUAUUGCCGAUUCUCUGAGGAACCACAGCGUAGAUCUGAAGGACGAAGUGGAGAAGCUGAAGGAGGAGCUUAACAACGAGCUGAAGCCUCAGCUGGAGGAGGCUGAGAAACGACUGGAUGAUGCCAAGACCAAACACGUGCUAGUGAUGAAAGAUCUGGAGACAAUUCAGAACACCCUCAACUUCACCACAAAUGUGAGUCAGGAGAUAAACGAAGCAAAGCAGGCGGCGGACGUGGCGAACACCACGGCCACCCAAGUCAACGAUGCCCUGCGUCCCAUGAAAGAGCAGUUGGACCAAUGGAAGAAGAACUACGGAGACGUUAAUGCCACCAAUGACGACAUCAACAAGGCACUGAUGGAAGCCAACAAGACUGUGCAAGAGCUCGGUACCACUAUUCCUUCUCUACUAAAGAAGUUGGACAGACUUCAGAAGUCUUCAGACUCCAUCCAGAUGCCAACAAACAUCUCUGAGAACAUCAACCGAAUCCGACAGCUCAUACAGCAGGCGCGCAACGCUGCUAGCAAGGUGAGCGUGCCGGUGAAGUUUAACGGAGUAUCCGGUGUCCAGGUCCGUACUCCACCUAACCUGGCUGACCUGGCUGCAUACACCUCUCUGAAGUUGUACAUCACUCUGCCCGAGGCAGCAAGGACUAGACGACAGGGCAACAGCACUCGACAGUUUGUCUUCUACUUGGGCAAGAAUUCCAGCAAGGAGUUCCUGGGCAUGGCUUUAGAUGGGAAGCGGCUGCGUUGGUACUUUAAUGUUGGAGGAAAUACUGCUGAGGUGCAGAUGCCCGAAGACGUCAGAACUGAUGGAAACUUCAACAGCGUUGUGUUGGAGAGGAUCCUCCAAUAUGGUCAAAUGUCCAUGUCCUCAGAAGCCACCGAGGGAGACCAGACAGUCACUAAAACCCACGUUGAGGCUGGAGGAGAUCAGGGGCUUCUCAGCCUCUUGACCAACGACACUGUCUUCUAUGUGGGAGGUUACCCAAAAACUUUCCAACCCCCUACCGUGCUCGAACUGCCUUUUUUUAAGGGCUGCAUUGAGUUAGAUACUCUGAACGAGGAGGUGCUCAGUCUGUACAACUUUGAAAAAAUCUUCCAUCUCAACACCACAGAGGAGAGACCUUGUGGCAGGCCUAAGCCAGUGCUGACUCAGGCCUGGGUGAAUGACGCAGCAUACUUCGAUGGUACCGGCUACGCUCAGAUCACCUUCGCCGAUGAGUCGGCUCGCAUGCAGCGCUUUGAACAGGAAGUCAAACUGCUCUCACAGAAGGGAAUACUGCUCCUGCUGCAAAACGGGAACCAGUUCCUGUGCAUGGCGGUGCUUCAUGGCAAAUUGAAGGUUUUCUACGAUUUUACCGGUGUUAUGGUGGAACUUGAGCCGAAAGAGCCUGAAUCAGAUUUCCUAAUGGUCAGCGACGCCGACCCCAAAACUCUGGAGAUUAUCAUCCUGCGUGCCAGUCCAAACCGCGUUGUAGUGAGGAACAACCGUGUCAACCUUUACACCCACCAGUUCACAGAGAGCAUCCCUCCAUUCAGCAGCCAAUAUUACCUGGGAGGAGUACCACAAGACAAGAUGCCAGAGAAGUUGAAGUCAUGGUUUCCUAAGCAGGGUUCUCUGAAGGGCUGUUUCAGGAAUGUCAAAGCACUUAACUCUCAUGUCGACCUGAAGAGGACUAAAAGCUCUGGAGUCAGUUUUGGAUGUGACAGUGACCUUCUGGUGGCUCGCGAGGCUCAUUUCUCCGGUCAGAGCUACCUGGAUUUGGCUUUGACCAAUGUUCCCAGCCUCAGGGACAACUUCUAUGCCAGCUUCAGCUUCAGAACUGACCAGAAGGAAGGACUCAUGUUCUACCACCAAGAUAAGGAAGGAGUGUGUCAAGUGUUUUUGCGUGACGGCCACGUGGUUGUGAGAGCGGGCAACAGUGAGAUUACGACGCAGAAGAUGUACAAUGACGACAACAGCCACUACGUGUCUAUCUACAGCAACAUUGCCGGGAUCCGUCUGUACGUAGAUGACAUGCUGGAGAUGAAAGGGAAAGCAAGUAUCCGUUCAGACAAAAUGGGACGUGCAGCACUUGUCACAGGAAGCAGCACCUUCCUUGGAGGAACGCCUGACCAAAUACUCACCAACCUCACUGGAUGUAUAAGCAAUGUUUUCAUCAAGAGGGAAACAAGUCCACAGAUGGUUUUGAAUCUGCUGAAAGUUAAGGAAAAUGUCAACGUCCCCCUGAGUUGUCCCGCUGCCUCAAAACCUCAGCAGAUUGUUGCUGCGCAGCCCAAACACAACAAACCUAAGGGUAAGAACAAGAAGCCAUCAGGGUCUCGCAGUCGUAACACCAGGGAGUCCUGUCAGAGCGAGCCGUCGGACCGGGAGAUCGGAGCAACUCACUUCAGCGGCUCCACUCACAGCUACCUGAGAUAUGACUCGCUGCCCAGCCUGCUCAGCUCCAUGCCUCACAUCUCUAUGUCAGUGAGGAUCAACUCCUCUGAUGGUCUGGUGCUUUAUGCAGCUGGCAGGCGUACAGGUGCGCUCAUGUCUCUCAGGGUCUCAGGCGGCCACCUGCUGCUCCUGUUGGAUGGAGGGAAGAGAAAGGUCAGCCUGCGCAGCCGCAAGAAGUACGACGACAACCAGUGGCACACGGUGUUUAUAAAGCGCGAGGGAGAGAAGAUCGGUCUGAUUGUGGACGGCAUCGGCGCUCAGUCUAAAAGAAUUCCUGGAGGAGACAGGACUCACCUCACAGAACCACUGUACAUAGGAGGAGUCCCGCCAACACUGAAGGCUCCAGGCUCCAGUGGUUUCAUCGGUUGUGUCAAGGACCUGAAGCUGAAUGAGGCCCCUGCAGGAAGCCCCUCCCACAGUCAGGGGACAGUUCCCUGCUUCCAAAACCCUCUUCAGCCUGGAGUGUACUUCUCUGGACAGGGAGGACACAUUGCAAUCGAUGAGUCUUUGGUUCUGGGUCGGGAUCUCGAGAUCAAAUUAGAGGUUCGACCACUCUCGGACUCUGGGUUGCUGUUGCAUGCUGGGACAUCACCUGACCAACAUCUUAGUUUGUUCCUCAAACAGGGAGAGGUGAUCAUCUCAGUAAACAGUGGUAAAGGUGAAUUCUCUGCCUCCUUCACACCUGAAGAGCCUCUAUGUAAUGGACGCUGGCACACAAUCACAGUGGUGAAGAAGAACAACGUCCUGCAGCUCCAUGUAGAUGCAGCCAGUGAGCACAGUGUCGGCCCCAAGCAGAGCCGCUCUGCAGGGGUCAAGGAGACCGUUUACCUUGGAGGGAUGCCUGAUGGUAUCACAGUUCCCGAUCUACCCAUCGGCCUGUCACCUUUCCAGGGCUGCAUCCGCCUAGCGACACUCAAUCACAGACCCACCAUGUUGUCAAAACCGCUUGCUGUGCACGGGUCUGUAGGCACACAGGGCUGUCCUCACAUAUAAUCCUAACACACA
Solea senegalensis (Senegalese sole) is the source of this 11354-nucleotide messenger RNA. It is a transcript of the gene lama5, whose product is annotated as laminin, alpha 5. The coding region runs from base 246 to 11342 and encodes 3698 amino acids. Lineage: Eukaryota; Metazoa; Chordata; Actinopteri; Pleuronectiformes; Soleidae. The record is from RefSeq and is a predicted model, not a curated record. The transcript has 80 exons. Gene Ontology annotation, biological process: cell adhesion; regulation of embryonic development; axon guidance. Gene Ontology annotation, cellular component: basement membrane. Gene Ontology annotation, molecular function: signaling receptor binding.